Messenger RNA from Oryza sativa Japonica Group (Japanese rice), 1725 nucleotides. Its product is annotated as receptor-like protein 7. Lineage: Eukaryota; Viridiplantae; Streptophyta; Magnoliopsida; Poales; Poaceae. Gene Ontology annotation, molecular function: protein binding. The record is from RefSeq and is a predicted model, not a curated record.
ACAAACCCAACCCAGCCCGUUCUUCAACAUGCGAUCUGCUUACCAUCUGAUGCCUCCGCUAGCCAUGCUACUCAUCCACGGCCUUGCUGACCAUGCAAGCUCCACGGAAGCACCGGCUGCGUGCCUCCCAGACCAGGCAUCGGCGCUGCUCCAGCUGAAACGCUCCUUCAACGCCACCAUCGGCGACUACCCUGCCGCCUUCCGGUCAUGGGUCGCCGGCGCAGACUGCUGCCACUGGGACGGCGUCCGGUGCGGCGGCGCCGGCGGCCGUGUCACCUCCCUCGACCUGAGUCACCGUGAUUUGCAAGCCUCCUCAGGUCUUGAUGACGCACUCUUCAGCCUAACCUCGUUGGAAUACCUUGACCUCUCUUCCAACGACUUCAGCAAGUCCAAGCUCCCAGCCACAGGGUUCGAGAUGCUCACCGGACUCACCCAUCUUGACCUCUCCAACACAAACUUCGCUGGUCUGGUACCUGCCGGCAUCGGCCGCCUCACCAGCCUGAACUAUCUUGACCUGUCGACGACAUUUUUUGUAGAGGAGUUGGACGACGAGUACAGCAUCACGUACUACUACUCGGACACAAUGGCACAGCUCUCGGAGCCGAGCUUGGAGACCUUGCUCGCAAACCUCACCAACCUGGAGGAGCUUCGCCUGGGCAUGGUGAUGGUGAACAUGUCGAGCAACUACGGCACUGCACGGUGGUGCGACGCCAUGGCCAGGUCAUCGCCAAAGUUGAGGGUCAUUAGCAUGCCGUACUGCUCACUCUCCGGUCCCAUUUGCCACUCGCUCUCGGCCUUGCGAUCACUUUCAGUGAUAGAGCUGCACUACAAUCAUUUGUCUGGUCCAGUUCCUGAGUUCUUGGCUGCACUCCCCAGCCUUAGUGUUCUUCAGCUUUCAAAUAACAUGUUUGAAGGGGUGUUCCCUCCCAUCAUCUUCCAGCAUGAGAAACUUACAACUAUUAACCUCACCAAAAAUCUAGGAAUCUCCGGAAAUUUGCCUACUAGUUUCUCAGGUGACAGUAGCUUACAGAGUUUAUCUGUCAGCAACACCAACUUCUCAGGGACAAUUCCAGGUUCUAUCAGCAACCUUAGAUCUCUCAAGGAGUUGGCUCUUGGAGCUAGUGGUUUCUCUGGAGUGCUGCCCUCCUCCAUUGGUCAGCUGAAAUCCUUGUCUUUAUUAGAGGUGUCUGGGUUAGAGCUAGUAGGAUCCAUACCAUCAUGGAUCUCAAACCUGACUUCUCUUACUGUUCUCAAGUUCUUCAGUUGUGGCUUGUCCGGACCAAUCACUACGCCGGACCAGGUCAUCUCUGACGGGCCCAAACCCUCACCUUUGACGGGUUUGGUCUUGGUCAGUGAUUAGUGGUCACUGAUGACAAAAUCAUCUGUGACGGAUGAAACACCCGUCACAGAUAACCCAUCUCUGACCGGUAUAUAAGUCAUCUCUGACGGGUUAAAACUUGUCACCCGUCACAGAUGAGUCAUCAGUGACGUGUCGUAACUACCUGACCGUCACUGAGGACUCAUCUCUGACGGGUUGUAACUUACGACCCGUCACUGAUGACAAAGCAAGAAAUACAAUUUUUGAAUUUUAAACGCAACAAAAAACCUCAAAAAAAUAUUUUGAAUUUUACUAGCCAUCCUAUACAUGGUUACACAUCACUACCUACAAAUUCACAAUUUUUCACGCAAUAUAACUUGGAUGCUACAAGUGAGAUUCGAACUCAA